This is a messenger RNA of Eimeria tenella, 1413 nucleotides long. RefSeq lists its product as uncharacterized. Bases 1 to 1413 code for a protein of 470 amino acids. The record is from RefSeq and is a predicted model, not a curated record. NCBI's taxonomy places the organism in Eukaryota, Apicomplexa, Conoidasida, Eucoccidiorida, Eimeriidae. The transcript has a single exon.
AUGCACCGCAGCAGCAUCGCCUCCUCAGUUGAGAGGGCUCGCUCGGUUUCUCCUCUGCCGUCAGUCGGGAGCCGCGUCACCUCAUCUCCAGCAGCCCCCACCAGCAGCAGCAGCAGCGCCUGCAGCCACAUUUGCAGAAGCAUAGAUUGGCUGGUGACGGAAUGUCUUUGCCCUCCCUUUGAUUUGUCCUUUAAGCAGCGGCUGCGGCAGCAGCAGCGCUUCUUGCUGCUAUUCUUCGUCCUCAGCGCCGUGGCCGGUGCCUACCCUUUCUUUUUCCUUUCAUAUGUGGAGGCCCAGUACCCGCACAUCAGGCCUGUCCAUCCCCCAGACACAGCAGCACCAGCAGCACCAGCAAAAGAGGCUGCAGCUGCAGCGACUACCGCAGCACCAUCUACAUGGAGCAGUGGCCAGUUCCUCGACAAUCACAAGGAGAAAAGCUCUGCGCCGGAUCCAGCUCCAACAGACGCUGCAAAAGCGGCCGGAGGUGCUGCAGCGGCAAGCCGAAGACUUCAAUCCUCAGAAGGUCCAGCUACCUCAGAGGAUAGAGUUGCAGAAAAGCGUCCACAAUCGCCAAAAGUGCCCUCAGCAGCAGCAGAAGAUGCAAAAGAACCAGCCGCAGAAGAAGCCACAGCAGUAAACGCCUCCUCUAUGUCUCUUAUUAGUUUUGUUGCUUCCAAGACCGAGCAUCUGUAUAGCCUGGAUCGAGGGCUGCUCUACUGCCUGCUGUUCUGGGGUUUGCUGCUGCUGCUGCCGUUUCAGGCGCUGCUGCUGCUGGUGGCGGUGGCUGUCUCAGCCCCGCCCACGGCGGACCCGUCAAGUGCGCCGGGCGGACCCAGCUUCUCCAGGCACAGCACGGGACCGGAUUGCGUCAGUCGUAUAGUUGCAGCGAAUUCACGGUGGCUCUCUUGGAACUGCUGCUGCUGCUCGCCUGUGUUUGGGACCCUUGCAGCUUUAAAUGUCAUGUCGUUUUUUGAAGCCGGGCCGCAGCAGAAGCCGCAGCUGGCCAUUCUCGCUUGGUCGCAGCUAGUUAUCAGUUUGCUGGUCCAUCUGCCCGUCGGGGUGCAUGCAAGCAACAUGCUGCGCCUCUAUGAAAGUGCCGUGUCGCUGCAGCUGCUGCAGCACGCUCUAGAGACAGACCGGCAUGCAGCAGCGCCCGCGCUCCAGUCUAAGCUCCCUUCGCAGCGGCAGAUAGAGCAGCAGCAGAAGCAGCAGCGGGAGGUGCAGGCGGACGAGAUUUCUGCAGGCGGGUCCACAGAAAAGCUAUACUAUAGCAGCAACAGCAGCCGCUUGUUGCGGUCAUUCGUGGAAAGAGGCCUCAAGGCCACUGCCGAAGAAACAGAGACAGAGGCAGAAGCAGAGCCGCUGCUUUCUAAGUCCCCUCCUCUUGAAGAAAGAGGCUCCAGUGCCGUCUGA